AGUAAACUGACAUCUCAAGUUUAAAUGUGAGAAACAACACAUUUUGUUUGUUGACUUAUCUUUUUAUUAGUAUUUAGGUUAAUUAAUAUUUGACUAAAAUAAUUAUGAAUAUUUUUCAAACAGUUAAGCAUCUUCACCAAGAAGGUCUUUAUUCAAACAUCGUCCAACUGUUAAAUUUAACAUUGCCACAAUUCAGUUGCUAUUUGGAUAAUUUGCUUCCUCAGAAGGAAUACCAAAUUUACAUUUAUUUAGGAGAUGCCUAUUUCCAUGAGGGUGACUAUUGCAAGGCAGAGAAAAGCUAUCAAUUUGCUUUAGAUUUAAGAAAAACUUUUGCAAAAAACAAGAAGAAAAGUCAAAAUAGCUGGUUAAUUGAUGUUGCCUCGGAAGUCGAUAUUAAGUGCAAAUUAAGCCAAUGUUAUUUAAAAAUGAAUCAAAUUUCAAAUGCCACUUGGAUCCUAGAAAGUAUACCCCAGAAACAAAGAACUGCCAAGAUUCAUAAUAUUCUUGGGGAUAUUUAUCUUAAAGAAAAGAAGGAACUUUUAGCAAUCGCCUGUUACAAAGAGGCUCUUAAAGAAUGCCCAUUAGCUCUGCAAAUCAUUGUUAACUUAAUCAAGCUAGGCCUGAAACCUAACGAACUUUUAAAUAUGGUCAAUAUUGCUGGUUCUCCGAAUUUAGAAUGGUUAUCUAUAUGGAUUAAAGCUCAAUGUUCCCUUCAUUCUCCUGAUGUUAGUCAAGCUAGUGCACUUUUCCAGCAACUCCUCUCGUUAAAUCAUUUUCGAAAUAAUCCUGACAUUCUUCGAUCCCUGGGGGAAGCUCUCUACUACAGUGGAAACUACAAAAAAGCUAUUUCAGCAUUCAAAAAGGCCCAUAUCAGUGACCCGUUAUCUAUUAAAGGACUUGAUUUUUAUGCUGCCUGUUUAUUUAGGGAUUUUCAAAUGAAAGAAUUAGAGAAACUUGCAAACGAAAUGCUGCCCAAAUGUGAUUCAAAUUGUGGAAACGUGGAAUCAGCAGAACCGUGGAUUGUUUUAGGUUACUAUUGUUUAGGGGUUGAAAGAAAUGACAGAAAUAAUAAGAGAGAUCAUAAAGAAAUUCGAAUGAUUGAUGGAAGGACAACCAAAGCUCAACAUUUUGUCGAAAAAGCAUGUGAACUCAGUUUUAACUCAAUUGAAGCAUUAAUAUUGGGCGGACUCGUGGAACUUCAGGUCCAUACGUAUAGAUUAGACGACGAAAUAAGUAAACGGCUCAAUGAAAGGGCAAACAUUCGUAAAGAUUUGAUGAAGGAAGACCCUUUUAAAGAAGCACGGAAAUACUUCAAAGAAGCCUUAGAUGUCUCACCAUACCGAUUUGAAGCUUUAAAGGGUUUAACUGACGUCUACUUGGCUGAAAAUAAACGAUCUCAAGCUUCAUCAAUCAUUGCUACUGCGUUUAAACUUUUAGGACAAAAUCCUAGAACAUUAACUCUUUAUGCCGAAGUGCUCCUCUCGGAUCCCGAUAAAGGCUCGAAUAAAAAAAAUGCACGGACAUCUCUGGAAAAAGCAAUUAAAAUAGAUCCAGGUUAUCUUCCUGCUGUUUAUUUACUAGUAACAAUUUAUACAGAGGACAAAAAGGUUGACAAAGCCAUCGAAACACUUUUAAAUGCCAUUGAAAAAGAAAGCAACGAGAAACUCCACCGUUUGCUGGGAGACUGCUACAAGGAAAAAAAUGAGCAAGAUAAAGCUCUCCAUCAUCAUAAUAUUGCUUCAAAAUUGGAGGUUAAUUAUGGAGCUAAUUGUAUAGCCUCUCAAAGAUUAGAGCAUCCAUCGUGUCGAUCUGGUGCAGCUGAAGCAUCCAUCGAAAUUGAAGACGAACCCGAGAUGGAAGAUGAACCACAAGAGUCUGAAAAUGAUAUUGAUGAAAGUGAAGCAGACGGUCUAGGCUGGACUUGAUUUUUUAUUGAUAACAGUCUUGUAAUAAGACCAAACAUUGCAUUGUAAUUUUAUUUUGUGAAAAGUAAACAAAUGAACUAUAUGCUUUUUGCAUUU
This is a messenger RNA of Tetranychus urticae (two-spotted spider mite), 2021 nucleotides long. RefSeq names its product anaphase-promoting complex subunit 7 (gene APC7). Gene Ontology annotation, cellular component: anaphase-promoting complex. Gene Ontology annotation, biological process: cell division; positive regulation of mitotic metaphase/anaphase transition; protein ubiquitination. Lineage: Eukaryota; Metazoa; Arthropoda; Arachnida; Trombidiformes; Tetranychidae. Gene Ontology annotation, molecular function: protein binding. The record is from RefSeq and is a predicted model, not a curated record.